CCCGCCCACCCGCCAAUUCGCACGCCGAGCAACGCCAUAGCAACCGCCCGUCACGACACGGCCCCGAUCCACGCCCCCCAACCCACCGGAGAGCUGGCUGCCCACCCGCAACCCGCACGCGUGGAGCGCCCGCUUAUGAUUGCGACCGUUGUCGCGCCCCGGACGAUGCCCUCGUUGACGGCCGACCAGAGCGACUCCACCCACGGCCACACCAUCCAGACCUACACGCUGCCCUCGCGCACCCUGUCCGACAAGUCGCUGUUCCACGCCGACUACAGCGACAAGGUGCACCAUGGCCCGCCGCACACGCCCAAUGGCAAGCCCACCAACGGCGCCGUGAUGCAGUCGAUACCCAACGGCCGACCCGUGCAGCCCGCCCACGGCGAGAAGCGGACACAGCAGCACGCCGACGGCAGCGCAGGCCGCCAGCGAGCGUCCAGUGUGGGCAAGCACACGCCCUCAAGCACCGAAGCGCAGCGGCUCAACUCCGGCGCGCUAUCCGGCAGGGAUGAUGGCUACUUCGCGUCCGUCUACAGCAGCGAGCAGGACGACGGCUACAAGACCACCCACGUCACCCUCAACGCGACGAGCCCGCCCCCCGCCCCCAAGGACGCCCCCAAGACCAGCACCGAGUCGCAGCCGCACAAUCCCCAGAGCAGCCUGCAGAUCCCGGGCUCCACCUACCGCGUCUCCUCCCCGCCCGCCUUCAACCACACCACAAGCCCUGCCGAGGCGCCCUACCGCCUGCAGCACCGGCACACCCUCGAGGUGCCCAGCGUCUCCGCCGCCCGUGCCCAGGGCCUCCGCGGCGGCAACACCACCGAUGACGUCGUGACUGCCAGCGGUCGAUUCUCUCCGGUCAACACGCCAACCCGCCGCCGGGGGUCAAUGUCUCUGGCACGCCGCGCCACUCGCUCCAUCCACUCCGACAUGCAUCUCGACGAGGUGCCCCAGGACGAAGACGCUGCGCGCUGGGCCGAGCACAUCAGGCAGAAGCGCGCCAGCAAGCGGAAGCGGAGGGAUGACGACGACGACGACCGUGUUGUUGUCGGCACCAAGGUUGACCAGAACCACGUCAACUGGGUGACGGCCUACAACAUGCUCACGGGCAUCCGCUUCACCGUCUCGCGGACCAAUGCGAAGAUGGAUCGCGACCUGACGGAUGCCGACUUUGACGCCAAGCACAAGUUCUCUUUCGAUAUUGCCGGAAACGAACUUACGCCAUCCGCAAAGUACGACUUCAAGUUCAAGGACUACGCGCCCUGGGUCUUCCGCCAUCUCCGUAGCAUCUUCGGCCUCGACCCCGCCGACUACCUCGUGUCGCUGACGAGCAAAUACAUCCUUUCCGAACUAGGCUCUCCCGGCAAGAGCGGGAGCUUCUUCUAUUUCUCUCGAGACUACAAAUACAUCAUCAAAACCAUACACCAUGGCGAACACAAGUUCCUCAGAAAAAUCCUCAAGGACUACUACAACCACGUCCAGGAAAACCCAAAUACCCUGCUGUCCCAGUUUUACGGCCUGCAUCGCGUUAAGAUACCCUACGGACGCAAGAUUCAUUUCGUUGUCAUGAACAAUCUAUUCCCCCCGCAUCGAGACAUCCACCGCACAUUUGAUUUGAAGGGGUCGACAAUUGGACGAGAUUUCAAGGAGGAGGGGUUGGAGGCGAACCCGCGUGCCACUCUAAAGGACCUCAACUGGUUGCGGCGGGACCAGCACCUAGAAUUCGGACCGGAGAAGAAGAAGGCGUUUGUCGAGCAGAUGCAGCGGGAUGUCAAGCUCCUGCAGAAGUUGCAUAUCAUGGACUACUCAAUGCUUAUUGGCAUCCACGACCUGGAGAAAGGGAACGAGGAGAACCUGCGAGACAAGACAUUGCAGGUGUUCCAGCCGGGCGGUGAGGCGGCGGAAGACGCACUGCCCAACACGCUCACGCGGACACCGUCGAAGCUGGAAAGCGCACGCAAGGCCAAGGAGCUGAGGCAGAUGAUCAAGACUCAAAAGCCUGUACCCAUGGACCAGACUGCGACCAAGAUGCCCGAUGAGCUACAAGGGCAGCAAAAGAACAACUACUUCUACGUGGAUGACGGUGGCUUCAGAGCUACGCACGAGGACGACACACCAGGCGAGGAGGUUUACUACCUCGGAAUCAUCGACUGCCUGACACAUUACAACCUCAUCAAACGCAUAGAGCACAGGUGGAAGGGCUUGAUGGCCGAGGAAUCACAGAUCUCUGCCAUUCCGCCCGAAAGAUACGGCGACCGAUUCCUAAAAUUCCUCAGCAGCGUUACCAAAACACGCGAAGCCGCCGAUCGAGAAAAGGCCGAGGAGUCUGCCCACGUCGCCAACGACCCCGUCCUCGCAGGCAUAAACGACACCCGCAGCGAACGCGAAUCCACCGAGAAAGUCCUCCACAAAGCCCAUACUCAGGCAGAGCACUCGAAGCGCCACGGCGCGUCCGAGGAGGACAUCCCCAAGCGCGAAAUGCGAAUCGUCCGCAGCCCGUCCGCCGAACGCGGCGAGCUCGGCACCACUCUCCCGGUCGUCGAGGAAGCACAGGAGACCUCCUCCACCGGCGGCCGCUCUGCACGCAGCACAGACACCAAUCUCGUCGCCCCUCCGCUCCGCCAGGAAGACCGCGGUCUGGAGAACAGCCCCCGAGAACGCGACCAGAGCCAUGGCCGGCCGCCGCCCACACCACCUAAGGACUCGGGCACGGGCGCGAGUGAAGAGCGCCCGCCCACGCCACCGAAAGACGCGGGAUAUAGCCUCAACCAGCGGCAUUCGGGGCCGCCCACGCCGCCCAAGGAGGAGAGGGGCCGCGAAAGGAAGAAUCAGGAUAAGGAGUUGCCGCAUUUGCCGCCGAUGGAGACGGUCGUGAGGGUCAACUAGGUGGCUUUCACGACGGGGCAAGGGGAGGAGGUUGAGACGUAGUGGUCUUGUCGCUGAGUUGGUCGCCGUUGUUGAGUUGCGUUUGCACAUACCCCCCGCAUGCAUGCAUUCUUCUGCACUUUUCGUCUUUUCUUUCAUC
Paraphaeosphaeria sporulosa is the source of this 3025-nucleotide messenger RNA. RefSeq names its product SAICAR synthase-like protein. Gene Ontology annotation, molecular function: phosphatidylinositol kinase activity. Gene Ontology annotation, biological process: phosphatidylinositol metabolic process. The record is from RefSeq and is a predicted model, not a curated record. Bases 136 to 2886 code for a protein of 916 amino acids. The transcript is spliced from 3 exons. Lineage: Eukaryota; Fungi; Ascomycota; Dothideomycetes; Pleosporales; Didymosphaeriaceae.